This is a messenger RNA of Exaiptasia diaphana, 3365 nucleotides long. Its product is annotated as ephrin type-B receptor 1-B. Gene Ontology annotation, cellular component: neuron projection; plasma membrane. The coding region runs from base 426 to 3365 and encodes 979 amino acids. NCBI's taxonomy places the organism in Eukaryota, Metazoa, Cnidaria, Anthozoa, Actiniaria, Aiptasiidae. The record is from RefSeq and is a predicted model, not a curated record. Gene Ontology annotation, molecular function: protein binding; transmembrane-ephrin receptor activity; ATP binding. Gene Ontology annotation, biological process: cell surface receptor protein tyrosine kinase signaling pathway; protein phosphorylation; axon guidance. The transcript is spliced from 21 exons.
GACGACGCUCAGAACACUAUACACAAUUGAUUUACGCCGUAAAAUGAUUAAUUUCUACAGGACAAACUUCACSGAGGAUCACGAMAAGACGGACGAUAYAMCGAAGUUUUCCAAGACUCUAUAACAAGUUGUUAUAUAUUCAACCCAAGAAAGAAUUCAGUCUCCAAGUCGUCACUUGCGGUGAGCUGGGAUUGCGUGGUGGGAUUGCUAUUAUCGAGUUGCCUACCAUUGUGGCCAGUCUUUGAGAUCCAUAUUCAGUUGCAUUGGCAAAAAGAGGUUACCGUGUACAGUCAACUGGAAGAAAGGUCGAGUGACCGGAAGUUACCGUUUACUCCCGUGAACAACUAUUUCCGGUGACUACUGCGCAGGUUCUAAAAAACAAGAAACAGAUUAAAGUUGUASUUGUGUGAGGAUGUGGUUGGGAAAUGGCCUGUAACUGUCARCGGAUGGUUUUCUUUGCUUUCUUASUUUUACUCAAGACUUUUGAAAAAGUUUCUGGGGACAGAGUAUCCGUACUUAAUGUCCCCAAUAACAACGGAUGGACAUGGGCAGAUUCUGGGGCCGAGAAGAGGUGGUACCCCCAAAUCGCAAUAUCUAAUAAUGAUAAAUUUUACAUUGGGUGUGAUAUCGCACCCAGCCAACAACGCGACAACGCCUGGUUAAGAAGCGAUGCUAUAAAAGUGAACAAUACCCGCAGGAUCGACGUCACAGUCGAAUAUUCCGCCACGAACUGUUCUGCAAGAACAAAGUCACUUUAUUGCAGGACAAGUUUUGACAUUUACGCUCAUUUAGCAUCAGAGAUGUACACACCGGACAAGAUUCCAGAUCCGUACCUUAAUCCCGGUGCAUAUGAACUUAUAUCAGCUGUAAGUCCCAAAACUCUGGCCUACCCAAAGAUCGAAAAAAUGCAGAACGUAGAGACACAUCCUUUUGAAGUGAAACCGGGUCAUUCGUACGUUUACAUAGCGUUGCACUAUACUGGAGGCUGCUUUGCUGUAUACGGCAUUAAAGCUCAUUAUUAYCARUGCCCUUCGAAGGCACUCUCGAAAAGCCUUAUUCAGCUACCGAGGACUAUGUCACCUCUGAAGGGGUCCAAGCAAGUUAAAGGACUGUGCGCCGAGCAUGCGCAGCCUAAGUCUAACGCUGAUAAUUUGUAUGGAUUUUGCGAGGCUGAGGGCAAGUGGAGYGAGGACUCAUAUAAAGGAUUUUGUCUUUGUGAAGCAGGAUAUCAUGAAGUGUAUACAAGUAAAGGGACAGAGUGUCAAGAAUGUCCAAGUGGGACGUUCAAAAAUGUUGUCAGCAAUAGUAGCUGCUUAACCUGCCCUAAGAGAAGUAAACAAGAAAGUGACAGAACGAGUUGCGAAUGUGAGACUGGGUACUAUAGAUCCGACACGGAAACUAUAUUCGAUCCCUGCACUGAGCCUCCAACAGCWCCWGAAGGUCUCGUCUCRACGUUCCACAAUGCAACGUUUCUCACUAUGGAAUGGUCUCCUCCCAAGCACUUCGGCGGUCGAUCGGAUAUAAACUACGAGGUCGAGUGCAAGCAAUGUGGUAUUGAUGGAAAACAUUGCAAAGAAGAUUGYGAUGACGCGCAUGUGCAGAAGUAUCUUCGAGUUYUGACGAACACCUCGACGCUUGCAACUGUGAAGAAUUUGUCACCUUAUACGUAUUAUCAGUUUAAGGUUUACGCUAAGAACGGCGUUUCUAAGGUGGCCGAAAAUAAUCAAUACAAGGCUCAGUUUGCUAAACUUCUUAUCAGAACAGAGGAAGGAGUACCUGGUAAGCCAGAUAUAACAGUGUCCAAGCCCAUCAACCCAACAACAGUCUAUCUUCGAUGGAAUCUAAAAGAACCAAAUGGUGUUAUCAUAUAUUAUCAAAUCAGCUAUUUCCCAGUAGGGAUGGAAUCCUCUAAAAUGAUUUUCAAUACAACCAACACGAAUGCUACUAUCAAUGGUCUUAAAGGAGGACAAGAAUAUUUCUUUCAGGUUCAGGCAGGCACGAAGUUUGGUCUUGGUAAACCUCGKGGAACCACCCAGAUACUUCCUCCAGGAAAGAAUGAAGCUAUACCGUUUUCUUGGGAAAUUCUCGCAGGCAUUGUUGGUGCGGCAGGUGUCUUCUUAAUUCUAAUUCUAAUCGUCGUCAUCAUAUGUCUGCAUAGGAAGCGAAGGAGAUACAUCCAAGCACGAUCUUCUAGCAUGGAAAAACUAGACGGACACAAGCUGUAUAUCGAUCCUAGUAACUAUGGCAACCCUAUGGAGGCAUUGAUGAGUGUGACAGAAGAGAUUGACAGACGGAGGAUAAAACUAGAGAAGCUGAUUGGUGGAGGUGAAUUUGCAGAAGUUUACAAAGGAUCCUUGAUAUCAUGUGACACCAAGCCAGAAACUGUUGCCAUAAAAAUACUUAAACCAAAAUCAUCUCCAAAGAAUCGCGAAGAUUUUAUUCUAGAAGCUUCAAUYAUGGGUCAAUUCGAACAUCCGAACGUUUUAGGUCUGAAGGGUGUGGUCACGCGAAGCACGGAGACACCCAUGAUGAUUAUAACAGAAUUUAUGGAGAAUGGGUCAYUGGAUCAUUUCUURAAGACGCACGAUGGUCACUUAACAACUCUUCAGCUUCUUGGGAUAGCUCGAGGCGUGGCAGCUGGUAUGGACUAUUUAUCCGCAAUGGGCUUCAUUCACAGGGAUCUGGCAGCCCGUAAUAUUCUUGUGGCUGACAACAUGGCAAGUAAAGUCGCUGAUUUUGGKUUGUCACGUGAGUUGGAUGACAGUGAAGAUAAUCCCGACUCAGAAUACCAGACACAGGGUGGUAAGAUUCCAGUACGCUGGACAGCACCGGAAGCUAUUCGAUACCGGAAGUUCAGUUCUGCUAGUGAUGUGUGGAGCUUUGGAAUUCUUUUAUGGGAAAUUAUGGCUUUUGCUGAAAGACCUUAUUGGGAGUGGGAUAACUUCCAGGUUAUGGACAGAGUAGAGUCCGGCUAUCGUCUCCCUGCACCAAUGAACUGUCCCAGAGCCAUUCAUAACCUAAUGCUUGAUUGCUGGGACGCAGAGAAGAACAACAGACCAAAGUUUCCAGAUAUAGUCAAACAAAUCGACGACAUGAUUCGUUCACCAGAGAAAAUGCAGAAUGGAUUGAAUCAUUUUCAUUCAAUAAAUAAUAGCUAUAACACCAAUUUCCACGAUGUCCAUACGAUUGAGGAUUGGCUGGGUAGCAUCAACAUGGCCCGGUAUGCAACACACUUUGCUAACGCUGGAUAUAUGGACCUUGGUCACGUGAAAUCCCUUGAGGAAGAAGAUUUGUCAAGAAUUGGUGUCAAGCUUAUUGGCCAUCGAAAUAAGAUCAAUAAGAGCAUUAAGGCGAUGAACAACUGA